Messenger RNA from Durusdinium trenchii, 1884 nucleotides. NCBI's taxonomy places the organism in Eukaryota, Dinophyceae, Suessiales, Symbiodiniaceae. The record is from the annotation of a GenBank genome assembly.
AUGGGCUCCAAGAGCGAUCUCAACGAGAAGUGGUCUCCGAGCAUCCGCGACGACGUGCGCUCCGCGCGGGACACGCUGAAGUUCCCCAAGGGCACGCUGAGCUUCGUGGCGAAAGGCCCAGACGCACGGACCACGCAGGUGAUGAUUUCCUUGUCCGACCUCACAGGAAGACUGGGACACAAUCCUUGGGAGACGCCGAUUGGUCAUGUCUUGGAGGAGGACUUUCCAGUGCUGGACCAGUUCUUCACCGGCUACCAGGAUGCGAUUGAGGAGGAGGAGCUGCUGAAGAGAGGCAACGGCUAUUUGCAAGAGUUCUUCCCAAGAGCAUCACCCUCCAAUGCCCACUACCAUGGGACCUCGCCCAUCGGUGCACAGACCAGCCCGAGGCCCGUCCUCGCGAUGCACUCCCCGGUGUCACCUCACAGGACCACGCGGAGUGGAUGGGGACAUGCCACAGGCAAUGAUUCCAGCGUGGGGAGCUUAGCUGCGAAUGCCCGGGUUCCAGAUGAAGACUCGGAAUUGUUGGAGCGGCUGACUGCGGCAGCAGAGUGCAGGUGGACCACACAGGAGCUCACCUUUGUUCCAGAAAGCCGCACCCCGAUGACCUCGGUCUCCGCGGGCUACCCGCCAGCCAUGAAUACCAGCGAGCCCCGCGAGCCGCCACCGGCCUCAGCGGCGGCGGCCGCCGCCGCGGAAGCCGCUGCGGCCGCGGCGUGGCCGGCGUUGAGAGCCUUCGAGGAGCCCACCGAGGGGCCCGCCGAGCAGGUCCAAGUGGACCAGGGCAGUGCGGAGACCUCCUCCGCUCGUGGACAGAGCGAGGCGGAGCCGAUGAAGAGCCCCAUGAACUCCCCGCGCACCGUGGCGGUGACCGGUGUGCCCGUGUCGGAGAAGCCCUGGGAGGUCACGGUCGAUGACGAGCCAGAGGUGUUUCUGGAGAUGAUCCGCUUCGUUUACCUGAACACCUGUCAUGUGGAUCAGGGCAACGUGAAGGCGCUGAUGCACAUUGCGGACAAGUACUGCAUCGAGGAUAUCGUGAAGCACUGCCUGCAAUGGAUGCAAGACAACUUCACAGUGGGUCUUUUCUACCACUUGCUCACAGUGCAAAUGUCCCACGAGCAUUUCGGCCGCCUCCUGUGGAAUAGCUUGCUGAAGGCUCUGCGCAGCCGACGUCACUUCGCCUUGGUGACGGCAGAUGCGGAAGAGCACUUCGAGAAACUCCCAGUGUCCUUCGUGGAGGCGCUGCUGCGUUCCGACGAGCUGCCUGUGAUCAGCGAGAUUGAGGUGAUCCACCUCAUCGCCCGCUGGGCACGGGGGGCUUUGGCGCGACAGGAGAAGCGCAUUUCCCACGACGAGGACCUGGAGCGGAACUCCCACGAGGACGUGCAUGAAACCCGAAGCCAUGAGACCUGCGAUUACGACGGCCACGAUGGCCACCAGGAGCCUCCAGAAGUACAGGAUGGCUUCUCAGACAUCGGCAGCGGGUCGCUUAGGCAGCUGGGUGUGCCAGCGCUCAGCGAUACAGAGAUGGCGUUGGCCACGAUGACCGAGACGUGCAGCUGCGGAACCGCCGAUGCUGAUGAAGACAUGCACAAGGAGGACUGUAAGGCGAGAACGCUUACAGUAACCGAGGCUUCGACUGCUGGGUGCCGUGCGGAAGAGCAACACUCUGGUGCGCCUGGCGGACAUGGAGCCGAUGUUUCAGAUUCUGGGUUUGAACCGUCUUUUCUGCAACAAGCCGCCUCGGGAAACCUCGGCGCUGGACCCGGGCUUCGUGAUCUACCGUGGUGUCGGAGGCGUCAACACGCCCAGUGGCGUCUUCGGAGAUCACUCCAACAUGGUGCCCCACGCUUGGAAAGGCGUGAGUGUGUCCUUGACCAGCCAUGA